GCGUACACGUGAAGGUACAAGGUACUGAAUCAAUAAUAGAGGUAUGGGUGCGCCCUGCUGUGAAAUAGGAUACCCUUUAGUUGUCUGAAGCGAUAUUUGUGGCUUUGCACCAACGAUUUGCGGUCCCAGGACAUUCCGUAGUGGGCGUUUCAUCGCCAGGUUUGCAGACGGAGACGGACUUUCCUUGUGUUUUGUUCUUUUUUACACUGCCUUUUCGAAAGCUGUGGAGACGCCCGAACAUUAAACGUCAGAAUUAAAAUAAAUUUUAGUAUUCAGUCAUAAGUGGGGAAAUAACCUUUUAAGCCAGUUCCGAAGGGUGCUGUGCUUUUGACUUUGUUUAUAAACUGUGCUCGUGUAUUUGAUUCGUGAUGGUGGAACAAUGGGAUCUUCGUUGAGUGUGGAAGAGAGCAUCAUGAAGUUUCCUCCGUGCUAAAAGCUGCGCGACUGAUAAUUGUGCGGGGAAGCUUUCAGUGUUUUUUCCUUAUUUUAAAACAUCAACACCGACAUUGUGAACAUCAACAAACCCUGCUGAACCAGGAAUAAGAUGGUUCCAGGCCGUGUGUAGGAGUGCGGGGCGGUUUGGCCGUCCAGCUACUGUGGCCUAGGCUAGGCUUCAAGCCCUCCUAGACCAAGAGGCCUAUUGUAGUUGUGGUGACUAACCUAGAUCCAGAGGUGCGGCCUAAAAUGAAGUAGCAGUUUGAACCAUGAAAUUGCCUCCAACCACCGACAUGAGCAUCGCUCCGGUUUCUAUAAUGGAGAUUGCCCAUCACAAAGGCGAUUCCACUAAUAAUUUCCGCAAAGUCGACCAGGAAUACGAUUAUGGCAUGGGAUCCAAGUGGGCUGGACUAGUGUCUGAAGCCCGCGAGCUAGCCGCUCGCUUCAACAAGGACAUGACCAGCGGCCAAGAUCUCCUCGGCGCCUCACUUGAUUUGAACCUGGGUGAAAAUGAACACCUGGGAGGAGAAGACAUUGGAGUUGAUGAUGAAGAUGACGAAGAUGACGAUGAAGAGGGAAAUGAGGCUGCUGACGAGAGUGCUUCGAGUGUUCUGAAGAGCGUUACACCUGAUGUCUUGGGCACAGGUGGGAACGUUAGUGCUCCCUCAGCAGAAUUCAGCAAUGAUUUUCCUUUUGCCAAUGAUAUGGAUGACUCCGAUAGCAGUGAAGAAGAUGACGAAGGUGAUGGUGAUGAUGAUGAGAAUAAGAUGUCGGAAGAUGGGAAUCCCUUUGAUGUUGAUACGAAUCAGUGGUCAACUGAUGAAAGCAGUGAGAGUGAAGAUGAAAAUGAUGUUUCUAAUGAUGAUCCAUCUCUAAGCAACAACUUGGGCACACUUCUUCAAUGUAAAGUGUGUGGAAAAAAGUAUUCAAAGCUUUUUAACUUGCAACGUCAUGAGGCAGCUCAUGAGGGAAGAAUGAUUUUCCGUUGCCGAGCAUGCAAUACUAUUUUCCCCUCCAGGGAGCUGCGAGACAAGCACAAGCAGGACGAACACUACAUUUGGAAGUGCCAUAUUUGCACCCAGUCCUUCCCCAAACCUGAGCGCUUAGAAAUUCACGUUGCUGUGGACCAUCAUGGGAAAUAUUGGGAUGGUAAACAGUUACUUGAUGAACGCCCAGAAUCGGACAUGUUUUGUUGCAGUCAAUGUGGCAAAAGUUUUGCAUCCAAACCAGAUCUUCAGAAUCAUAUUGAAGUUCACUGUGGAGCUGAACCAAAGUUUGUGUGUUCAACAUGUGGGAAGAAGUUUUCAUGCCAAAGCACCUUGUCGUCUCACAUGUUAACUCACACCGGAGAGAGAGCAUUUCUAUGCCGCUACUGUGGUGCCAGUUACCAAUCUAAGGCUCAAAAGAAGGUGCAUGAGCGCAGCCAUACUGGAGAGAAACCAUAUGUGUGUAAUGUGUGUGGCAAAGCUUUUGCCCAUGCUGUUAGUCUGACGACGCAUUUGACGACUCACACUGGUGUUCGUCCUUACCCAUGUGAUGUUUGCAAUGUUGGUUUCUCAUGUGUUGGGAACCUAUUGAAGCAUAACAAAACACAGGCUCAUCUUGCUAAAGUGUUUGCCAAGGAAAAACCUAAUGAGCUGGCUGAAGUUCAUAAUGAAGAGCAAUCAUCAACAAACUUUACUCAACGCCGUUCCAAGUGGAAGCGAGAUGUAACUGCAGAGUUGCAGCAGGCUCCAUUGGCAUCUCUUGACCAGAGCAACUCUGUUUAUCAGCAGCAGUUUGUUUCAAGUCAUGACCAUACUGGCACUGAGGAUCAUCUAAACUUUUUAGGUUACUUGAAUGGACCUGCCUUUCCGGGGGUAAAUCCUGCUAGCAGCACGAACCAAAUGUGGAAUCAGCAACCUGUAGAUGCAGAAGGUCAGCAGCAGCAGCAACAACAGCAGCAGCAACAACAACAACAGCAACAAGGCCAACAGCAACAGUCUUCUUCAUCAACAUCAUACUCAGGUUCAUCUGGGUGUGGAUCUGGAGGCGGAGGGGGCUCAGGGCACCAGCAGCCUCCUGAACCACCACCACCCCCUCAAGACCAGCAGAACCAUGACUCUGGCCUCAUUGCUGUCAAAACAGAACCAGAAGAUGAAGAUUCUGAGGAGAGUUCAGCCAACAAUACUGAUGCCAAUACAAGCUCAGGCUCUAAUGGUAAUAUGUCCAAGUCUACCAUGGAUGAACGAAACUCCCCCUCACCUCUUGAUGCGAGUUCCUUUAAUGCUGCCAACAAUGACAAGCCAUUCAGAGACAGGUUUGACAGUGAUGAUGAUGACAACUUUUGGUGGGCAAUGGAUGAAUCUGAUAAUGAAAAAGGAGCAGAUCCCCUACCUGUAAAAGUAGAACUUGAAGAAGGUAGUGGAAAUGAGAAUCCACCAGAAGUACCGGUAAAGAGAAAACGAGGAAGACCUAAGGGAUCUAAAACUGUUAACAGAAGGGCAGACAAAGAAAAGAAUGCUAAAGGUAAAUUCACUUGCCCAACCUGCGGCAAAGAUCUCAAGUUUAAGUCACACCUUGUUAGACAUGCCAAGAUGCAUAAAGAUGAGAAGAAGAAGAAAAGGAAAAAGAAGAAGAACAAGCAGAAGAGUCCUUACACUGUUUCAAGCUCAGAGGAUGAUGAUACUGACUGUGAUAAGGAUUCUUUCUUUGAUUGUGUUAGUGAGGAUGAAAUGCGCUUAGAAGAGGUGAAAGAAGAGCCCUUAGAUGAUGAAGAUGACCGAGAAGGUGGCGAUGGUGAUGAUGACCUAAAUGAGUCCAAUGACAAUGAUCAAGGUGAUGGUAGUGAUAAGCCCAUGAUUGAGGGAGAAGUUAAGAUAAAGAAAAAGCGAGGCCGUAAGAAGAAAAGUGAAAUGGAGGGCACCGAUUGGGGUGAGAUUGGGCCCGAUGGGGAAGUCAGGAAGAAACGAGAGAGAAAGAAGCCCAAAGAACCUUGCAUUUGUGGUGUUUGCGGGAAAGACCUGCGAUUCAAGUCUCGGCUGGCUGCUCAUAUUGCUAAUCAUACUGCUGAAGAUAUGAAGGAGAAAUUAACCGAAAAAGACUCCUGCUGUCUCCUGUGCAACCGGGAGUUUGGCUCUCCAGAAAAUUUGAAACGCCAUAUGGAUCAUACACACAGUGAUCAUGGUGGGAAGAAAUCACUCAUGACCUGUCGUUUUUGUCCCAAGCAGUACAUAAAUGAAAUGAGCUUGUUGAACCAUGAGGCAAGCCAUGGAGCAAGUGAUGUUGGAACAGUGCAGUGUGAAGCAUGCCCACGGAUGUUCCACAAUACCAAAGCAUUGGCUCGGCACAAAUUAAAGGAGCAUGGUGAAGGAAACUUCUCCUGUGAGAUAUGCAACAAACUCUUUGGAACCAAGGAGUAUCUCAUGAAUCAUAUGAAGUCCAAGCAUAUGCCUAAGGAAAAGACAGAUCCUUUCACCUGUCACCGCUGUGGCAAGCAAUUUGAACGGAAACCUACAUUUGUGAUUCAUGUGGAAAGCCAAUGUGGCACUCAGCCUCAAUUCCCAUGCACUAUUUGUGGGAAAGGCUUUGCAAGCCGUGGAAGCCUUGGUACUCAUCUCCUCAUACACACUGGACAGAAAUCAUUCCUGUGCAGGUUCUGCGGGAAGGCUUUCCGAGCUAAGGGAGAAGUCAAGCGCCAUGAAGUCAAGCACACUGGAGAGCGCCCAUUCAAGUGUAAAAUAUGUGGAGAAGGUUUCCCCUACCGUGAGUCACUUGUCACUCACAGCGCAGUGCACACUGGAAUCCAGCCUUAUUCUUGCAAGGGAUGUGGCCGACGGUUCUCGUGCUCGAGUAAUCUAGUUAAACACAAGAGGGUGUACAAUGGUUUAUGCAGUGCAAAGAAUCAAGGCAAUCAACCAGGCCCUGGCAAUCGGCGAAACAAUACCAACACUAACAUGAAUCAAGUACAUGCUGCAGCUUUAGGCAGCCAAGGAAAUCAAUCAGCUACCAUGUCAGCCAAUCUCUCUGGCCUGUCAGCUUCGAAUCUCCCAUCUCCUGGUCUUUCUGCUGCAGACUUGUCAGCAGCCAAUCUCUCAGCUGCCAACUUAUCUGCAAGCAACUUAUCGGUUGGUCUUUCUGCCGCCAACCUCUCUGCUGCCAGUUUAUCAGCUAAUUUGUCAGCAAACUUGAACAUGUCUGCUGCAAAUUUGUCUGCUGCAAAUCUCUCUGCAGCUAACCUGGCUGCUUCAAACCUAUCAGCCUCUAGCCUGUCAAGCAAUUUGGCUGCAAAUUUGUCAAAUAGCCUUGCAAACAAUUUAUCCUCUAAUCUUCCAGCCAACAUUGCUUCCAAUCUUGCGAAUAAUCUGGCUUCCAAUCUUGCAUCGAACUUGGCCAGCAACUUAGCUGCUAGCCAACAGGCUGCUCAAGCGAUGCAAGCUGCGCAAGCUGCUCAAGCAGCCCAGCAAGCUGCUCAGGCGGCUCAGUUAUCACAGGCAGCUCAGUUAUCACAGGCUGCUCAGCUAUCUCAAGCUGCUCAGCUAUCACAGGCUGCUGUCCAGGCUGCACAGCACCAACUCAGCCAAGUUCUGCUUGCGAAUCAUAAUAAUGAAAGCAAUGACUCUAUCCAUGGAGGCCAACAUCAACUUAUAUCGCAGGCGCAUCAGUCAUCGCUGCACAUGAGACCACUACAGUUAUCUCAUCACGCAGCUCGCACUCCACAGCCCCAACCAACACCACUCUCCCAUUCUCAACUAUCCUCGCCACCACCAAUGAGCCCCAUACCAUCACCUCUUCCCCACCAGACUCAUCAUCUGCAGACCAACCAUCACCAAAUGCAACACCAUUUGGUGCAGUCUCAGCAUCACCAUCUUCAACAUUUGACCCAUUUCAACCACCACCAUCACCACCAAUACAGCCAGCCUGCUCACCUUGGCAGCCAGCAUCACCAUCACCAAAUGCAGGCGAAUCACCAUCAGCAUCACCAUUUGAGUCAAUUGGCACACAACCAACACCAUUUGCCACAACCAUUGCAACUUACCCACCCAUCCCACCCAUCACACCAUGCGCACAUUUCCCAUCAACAAAACCCCCAUUCGCAUUCUCCCUCGCUGCUACCAUUGUCCUAAGGGGGGAAAUUUUCUCUUUAAUGUGAUGUAAUUUUUCUUUUGAUUCACUGCUAGAUGUAAGUAGAUAUCUUGAAUCGUCAUAUUUGUUAGUUUGUGUUUAUAGAUCAGACUGACUUUGCUGCCUUCCAAGUGACCUUAUGCAGAAAAAUUGCAUUUUAUUAGUUCUCUGUUCAAGCAAAGGAUGAUGUUUGAGAUAUGACCCACAUGGUUAGUAGUUAUCAAUCGUCACAUGCCAAAUGUGUAAUUACUUCUCAGAAUUCUUCAUAUUUGCGAGAUGUGAAGUUAGUAAGCUACUCUUUAUUGUACUAUAUGACUUACAGUUUAAUUUUCCUUUUCUUUGGUCAGAGCUGAAGUGUUAAAUGUAAUACUGUUCAAAGACCAUGCUUUUUCAAAGUACUAUGUAUCAAUUUUAUCAUUUUUAAUUCAGUAUUGUGAUUGACAUUUUAUUGUUACAAACAGUAUUUUAAUAUCCAAUUACAAUAACACUUUCAUGUGUGGCUUAGUUAUCUUCACAGACCACAAAUAUAUUGUCUUCUUAUCUAUAUUAGUAUUUGUAGGAUGAUUGCACUGUAUGUGAGUGAUAUAUGACCAUGCUUUUGAGGUUGAGGUUGUUUGGUGAUGUGGUAAUGUGUGAAAUACUAGUUUUUAUGAAGAAAGUGAUGUACCUUAACCUAAGUUAGUAUUCAACCAUAUUAGGUACUUUAUCAAUAUUCCACCGUUUUCUCACAUUUAUCUGUAUUCAAAGAUUGUAUUAGGAUUUUCCUUCGAUUUUCUAUUAAUUAUUUCUGCAACUUAUUACGAGAUGCUUGCUGCAUCAAUAUUGUUUCAAUUUUUAAUAUUUUUUCUUAAAAUUUUAAUCUUUUAAUUUCUCUUCGGAUAAUUUUUGUUUUUGAAUUGUUAUUCUGAUCACGGCAUGCUGCUAGACUGAUACAGACUGAUGAUCCCAAAGUACAUCAUAUCACUUGAAUGCAUCAUUUGGUCAUGUAUAUAAAAAUUCUCAUUUAGGUUCCUGCAAAAGAGAGAUUAAUGUGGAGUCGGUUUGAGACAUUGCACGGUUUGCUUAGCAUCUGAUGAUGUAUAUAAUUUACCAGAAUGUACUUAUUCCUGUUCAUUAUCAGUAACUGAUGAAUGCAACCAUUGUCUUUAUUUUAUUUUUCAAUAGCUUUAUGUGUAUAUUAUGUUACAUGCUACUUUCUGCAUAUGCGUGUAUGAGUUUAUGUUUGUUGAAUUUUGCGAAUUCACUUGAGUCUAUUUUGAGAGGGUGUGGUGCUUUUUCCUUGCCUCUCUCCAAGGCUUAAUUAUUUGUGCCAAUGAAAUUAGCACUUUAUACUUUGGACCAAAACCUACUCUCUCAAAAUGGCUCAAUGAACGUUAUUUUAGAAAUCACAUGUUUGUUUUGGGUUUGGAUGUGUGAGAAAUUUUUCACAAGACUGUAUUUGAUGAAUUGCAAACUCACAUAUGUAUGUGUAAAUAUUUCUGGAAGUGUUUAUUCAUACAUAUGUGGCACAUCCAUCAUGCUAGCCUGGAGUUAUAUUUAACAUCUGAAGAUAAUGUACAAAGUAUUUUCCACUCUCCCCAUUAUCCAUAGUAUGGCCUUGAUAAUGUGGAGAAAAUGUGCCAUUUAACAUUCUACCUGAUGAAAUUCACAAAAUUUGUGUAGUUUUAUGUGAAAAUGUAAAUUUCAAAAUGCAUAACUGGGAAUACUGGCCUGGUGGAGAACAUUUAGACACCUCUAGUGCGCUUUGUUUUGUUUCCUCUCAAUCGACUUGCAGGCUUUGUUGUGGAGCGACCAUGUCUCUCCAAAGAAAAUUUUAAUAAAAGCAACACAAUCCAGUGUCAAGUUCCAUGAUUGAGCUGAUACUGGACUUGAGGCCUGUUAUUGUUUAACAAAAGUGGACUAUCCGAGCCAGGCCAUGAGAUGUGCAUUUUGAUUAGUAGAAAUUAAGGUAUUUUAGUCUCAUUGUUCCAAUACUACAUUAUUCACAUCAAACCCUAUUGUGGUAGUGUUAGUAUUGAUAACAAUCAUGGACCAUUGUUAAAGUGAUAAAAGUCUGCGGGAGGUUUGGUACCUGUAAUGUACCAAUAAGAUAACUGAAUUUCUAACGAUAUUUCUUAAAUUUAUUUUCGUUGGCUACAUUUUGGCAUUCCAUAUCAAACAAACAUAGUCAUGAUUGCUGUGAGCUGUUUAUGAUUGGUACUCAGUAGCAUGGCCUUUAGACUGCACAUUAAGCUAUUUUUUUCUUGGGAAAGUACAAGUAUGUCAUCAGUAUUACGAAAUUUGUGAGUUGAGUUUGCUACAUGAAUUUAAUUAUUUCACAAUCCUCUGGCAUCUUACAGAAGAUAUCAGAGCUGAUACACAGAUUCGAGGAGAAGCCAUUGCACCUUUUCAAAUAUAACAUAGCUAUGUAUCUUGAAACAGACAGAACCGUUUCUGUGUGUAUGGUAUUUCUUGUGUCUCCGCUGUCUCUUUGGUUCUCAAGUGGAAUAAUUUGCCAUGUGCUUUUCUUCAAGUUUUCAUCUUCUUCCUAAAUUCGUUAUAAAUUCUAUGCAUAAAGUGUUUAAUAGUGGAAAAUUUCUUCCUUUUUAUUUUAAUAUUGUGUCAGAGUGUAAGUUUUAUUGUGUGUUUAUUUGUUGUCUGUUUUCUUGGUUGGGCUUGACAAAUCAAAUCAAAUGGUGAAUUUUUGUGUUAUUUUUCUUUUGUUACUGGUUAAAUAGUUUUGUUUCUUCCUCAAAUCUAGACUUUUCUGGUAUACAAGCAAGUUCCUUCUUUCUAAAUAUCAAUGAAGUCAUAAAGCUGCCGAUCAUUGCAACCCAGGAACUUAUGUCUCCUCAGAUGCUCUGAAAUUUUUUGAAUGAGGUCCUUAUGAUGGAAGGAGCACUUUUGCAGGAUAGUGUAAAAACAGGGGAAGAAAGAUUUUUUUGAGGAAGACAAAUCUCUAUGUGGAGUUUUCAAAUAAAUUUGUAUAUAAAAUAUAUGAUUGAAUUUUAUAUAUAUUUAAGUAGUUAUGAAAAGGCAACUAUACUUAUUUCAUGCUUGACUCGUUCCACUACUGUAUAUCUUUUUACUAUCUUUUUGUCUCUCUCUUUAUAAGGUGUGGCUACUGCCUGGGAUGACAUCUAUAUAUUUGAGACGUCAUCUUGUCAUAGGUUGACUAUUCUGGUUUUCCUCUUGCUUUUCUGUCUAUCUUCUUAGUUUUGAUUUUUCUGGGCACAAGAGUUCGCAAUGCACUGUUUCUUGCACUGAUCACUCUUCAGUAUUGGAUUGGGUUAAGCUGAAGAUUCACAACAAGUAUGCAGAGAAUUGGAAAUUUCUCCUUCCAUUAAUAAGAAACCCCUCGACCUCUCUCCAAACGAGUUUCAUUAAGGAAUUAAGUUAUAAACUAAUAAAAUUAAAGACUUUUGAUAGAGAUUUUUUUGUUCUUGGUUUAUUUGUCUGUUUCUUUUGGUCCACUCAGUAUCAGCUACUUAGAACUAUGACCGAUGUUGCCUUGAGACUUAACUUGUGCUUCGUAAAAGUAAUUGAGGUGAGGGUAAGAUUCUUUUGUUUUCUAUUUGUUAUUUAGAAUCAAAAAGUCUUUCUUUAUGUCAAGUAAGACUCUGUGUGUUUUUGUCUUUGAUUCAGAAUUUUUAUUGUCUUUUGUCUUGGCUUCUCAAGUGAUUUUCACCUCCCUCCCAUCGCUCUUUCUUUUGUAACUGUUCAGUUGUUUUUUUUCCAAUACAUUCAUCCCUCUUUAGCAAAAAUGUGUGUAAGCUUGUGCUCAUGGAGUUCAGGCAAGAGCCAAAAAGCUUUUGCUGUGCACAACAUGAAAUAGGUUUUUAACUCCUUUUAUCAAGUAGCUGUUGUAGUCUACUAUUCUUUCCAUCUCAUGUGGUAUAAAUAUUUACUGGAUACCGUUUUUUUUUCUUAUUUUGUGUGCCCUGAAUUAGAUAAUGGUGUGUUUUUCGGGUUUCGUCCCACCACAUGGCAGUAGUGCCACCUAGAAUGAUAUGCAAAACUGCUUCAUGUAGGUUGACAGAUUCCCUGAAUUCCUGCACUAUAGCUUAUAGCCGUGACCGAUGGCUUUUGCCAGGCAAUGCUGAUGUGAUUGCACUUGCUAUGGUAAUUGUGCAGGGGACAUAUGUAGACGCAUACAUAGGCUAGUAAAUACUGUAGGACUGAACGUAGAAAAGCAGAUACAACUUCCUUGCCUCAGCUGCCCUGAUUUUGGAAGGAAGCAGUGUGUUGGUGACAAAGUUUCUAGAAGUCUAGCAUAGAGAUUAGGAUACAGAAAUGUUGCAAAGAAUGAUUGCCAUUAACUGCCCCAAAUUUAAUCUAAAACAAUGAGUUGGUGACAAUUCAGGUCCAAAACAAGCCAACAUUGCUUUGAAUUGGACCUCAAAUUUCAUUGUAUAACUCAUUUGAUAUUCCUUUACGUUCUUCUAAUUUGUGAAAUCAUUAUUUUUCUUUGUUUCUUUAUUUCUUUUUUCCUUUCAUAUAGUGAGGUUUUAUAACAUAGCCUAUAUCACAACGUAAGUUAAACUAAGAUGUAGGUACUAAAAUUUGUUUUAUGGUAAAUACAUAAAAUGACUAACGUCAGGAAUCUGUGAAACAAAAUGUGAAAAUUUAUCAAAAUUUAGAUGUUGACUCUUUUGUCAAGUUCCUAAUCAAUAUAUCAUUAUUUAUUAGUUUUGGAAUAAUGUAGUAACAAUUUGCUAACUGUGCUUUUUCACAGCGUAUUAAGGUAUUUGAAGGCUCUGCCUAUAUGUUUCAUUCCUGGAUAAUACUUUAUAAUAAUAUAUGUAUGAGUUUACAUAUAUACAUUAUAUACAUUGUCUGCUUUAUCUAAUGUUAAUGCCAAUCCUCUGUAACUUGUUGUAAACACAAAUAAAAAUGUUAAAACAGA
Molecule: messenger RNA, 10423 nt
Organism: Thrips palmi
Lineage: Eukaryota; Metazoa; Arthropoda; Insecta; Thysanoptera; Thripidae
Exons: 10
Coding region: 705-5540 (1611 amino acids)
Biological process (GO): regulation of transcription by RNA polymerase II
Cellular component (GO): nucleus
Molecular function (GO): RNA polymerase II transcription regulatory region sequence-specific DNA binding; DNA-binding transcription factor activity, RNA polymerase II-specific
Source: RefSeq, a predicted model, not a curated record